This is a messenger RNA of Cucumis sativus (cucumber), 2233 nucleotides long. Its product is annotated as serine carboxypeptidase-like 40. Gene Ontology annotation, cellular component: vacuole. The record is from RefSeq and is a predicted model, not a curated record. Lineage: Eukaryota; Viridiplantae; Streptophyta; Magnoliopsida; Cucurbitales; Cucurbitaceae. Bases 321 to 1859 code for a protein of 512 amino acids. Gene Ontology annotation, biological process: proteolysis. The transcript has 6 exons. Gene Ontology annotation, molecular function: serine-type carboxypeptidase activity.
ACAUUUUCAUUUUCAUCUCCUUCGGCUUCAUUGCCAAUCAAUUUAAUCCCAUUAUAUAUAUUUAAUAUACUAAUUAAAUUCAUUUCAGUUUUUGAGUUUUCUCAUCGAACUCCGACGUUCAUGGCCGUCAAAACGAUUCUUCAACUCCUUCAUUCGUUUUUCUUCUUAUUAUUAUUUUUCUAAACUUGUACAGAUACUCAUAUAUACUCUGGAUCUAGAUACCCAAAACCUCGAAAAAUUCCCCAAAAUUCCUUUCUCCCUAUUUAAACUCCCCUCUCUCAUUUUCAGUUUCAUCAUCUAUCACCGAUCGAGAUUUCACAAUGGCAAUGAGAAAUUCAGAAUGCGGUUCUUUGACUAUUCUCCUCUCUUUCUUCUUAAUCGUGUUGUUUUUUGUUCAAAUCGAGGCUAAGAAUCAGAAGGAAGCGCUAGAUGCUCUGUACAAAGCGAAAUUCUUCAAGAACUCAAACGCUGGGGGUUUUUCAACAGAACUUCUCGUUAACCGCGAUUCAGCGACUCAUAAUCAAAACGCUGAAAACGUUGAGAUUUACGAUCAAACCGGAAUGAAGAAGCAGGACAAAAUCGAACGGCUUCCAGGACAACCACCGAACGUUAGAUUUUCGCAGUACGGCGGAUAUGUGACGGUGAACAAAUCUGCCGGUAGAGCUUUUUAUUAUUACUUCGUUGAAGCUCCUCAUAACAAGAAAUCCUUGCCGCUUCUUCUCUGGCUCAACGGAGGGCCUGGGUGUUCGUCUCUUGCCUAUGGAGCAAUGGCUGAAUUGGGUCCCUUCCGCGUUCGCAGCGACGGCAAAACCCUCUUCCAAAAUAAGUUCUCAUGGAAUCACGCUGCGAAUGUGUUGUUUUUGGAGUCACCAACGGGGGUUGGAUUUUCGUACUCAAAUACGACGUCGGAUUACAAUACAAACGGGGACAAGAGCACCGCGAAAAACAACUACGCGUUUUUAGUGAAUUGGUUGGAGAGGUUCCCGGAGUACAAGACCCGGGAUUUCUAUAUUGCCGGCGAGAGUUACGCCGGCCACUACGUCCCUCAGCUGGCUCACACCAUUCUCUCACACAAUAAAAAGGCUGGAAAGAAAAUCGUCAACCUCAAGGGCAUUAUCAUUGGAAAUGCUGUCAUAAACGAUGAAACAGACCAAAUAGGAAUGUACGACUUCUUCGCAAGCCACGCACUAAUCGCCGACAGAACCGCAAAUGACAUAAGGAAAUAUUGUAAUUUUACGUCUGAAGAGGCGGUGCAGAAUCGACAAUGCUUAGAUGCGUCGAAUAUGGUAGAGUUAAACAUAGGCGUAAUUGACAUCUACAACAUCUACUAUCCGUUAUGUCAGAAUUCCACCUUGACAAAUGUGCCUAAGAAAGCGUCGGUGUUGAACUACGAUCCUUGCACAGAUUAUUACACCUAUGCUUACUUGAAUCGAGCCGACGUUCAGAAGGCGAUGCACGCUAACGUCACGAAGCUUUCAUACGAUUGGGAGCCUUGUAGCGAUGUCAUGCAGGGAUGGUCCGAUAGCGCUUCUACUGUAGUUCCUUUGUUGAGAGAAUUCAUGGCUUCUGGCUUACGAGUCUGGGUUUUCAGUGGUGACUUCGAUGGGAGAGUACCCAUUACUUCCACCAAAUAUUCUAUCGAUUCAAUGAAGCUUCCUGUGAAGAAAUCUUGGUACCCUUGGUUCAAUGCUAAUGAGGUCGGAGGGUAUGCUGAAGUGUAUGAAGGGGAAUUGACAUUGGCAACAGUGAGAGGGGCAGGUCAUGAAGUGCCAAGCUACCAACCAAGAAGAGCACUUUCACUCAUCAAACACUUCCUUCAUGGAACUCCUCUCCCUUCUUCACAUCGUCGCUCUACAUAACCUUAUUUCCGUCUAUAAUUUCAAGUUACCAUUCCUAAUAUUUUUCAGAUUUGGUCCUUAUUUCUUCUCUAUACCAUUCCUAAUAUUUUUCAGAUUUGGUGGGUCGCAGUUCAUUUAUAGGAGCGGUAGGCUUGGUCCUUAUUUCUUCUCUAUUUGUUGUUGCAUUUCCUUUUCAAUAAACUUGUUUUAGGGGAAAUGUGAUGAUAAUUCUUUUACCAAUUUACUUUCUCAAGCUUGAUUUAAACAAGAAAAAUUAUUUGUUCCGAUUGACUACAACUAUCAAAGGACAAUUUCUGAUGUCAAUAUACAAUAUUCACGAUGAAAUUAAAAGAAAAUGAAAGGAAAGACCACUUUGAUCUCAAGUGAUUAUUUCA